CACUAAACAGCCACAAUGAAUCACAGCAAAGUUGAAUUUGAGCCUUUUGAAUAUUCCUAUUAUGACUAUUCAGACUGGUACUCUGAGAACGCAGAACCAACCAAACCACCCAAAGAAGUUAUUUUACCAUGUGACCCAACAGCAGAUGACAAGCUCUUCCACAUAUGCAUGCUGUCAAUAUCUCUGGUGAUCAUGUUAAUCCUUGCAGUUCUCACCAGGAAAAACAAAUUCUGCCAAGGAUUUACAAGAGGAUCCUCCAGUAUCUUCAGUCCAACCAACUUCCUGGACCAGACUCAGAAAAAAGGCCUGGUCAUGGCUGUUUUUGGACUGGUGUUCAGUAAACUGGCUAUGCUGGUGAUCGCCCCGGACCCGCUGCCUUUCUCCAAAGAUACUCCAGCAGAAAUUAAAGAGUACAUGAAGAUAAUCGCCAUCUUCUACUAUCCAGUCCUGUACUAUCCUCUGUUGGUCUGUGGCACUCUGCAGCGCAAAGCAGGUUAUGCGUUUGGGGCGCUCCUCUCCUUCAGUCACUUCGGGGUCCUGGUGUGGCAGAAGUUUGACUGCCCAAAGACUCCAGAGAUCUAUAAGUACUAUGCUCUGCUUGCAAGUCUGCCUCAGCUGGCCUGCCUUGCGUAUCUCUGUGUCCAGUUUCCUUUGCUGUUUAUCAAAGGACCAAAUACUGAUGAGGACCUAGACAGCAGCUACUACACCGACUACGUGAAGUCACUUCUCAAGAAAAGGCUCUCAACUGUCAGCUCUUCAACUACAGACAAACCAACACUGGCAAAGAGAAUUCUGGAGGUGGUUAAGAGUUAUUUUUAUUUACCUGAAAAAGUAUUUCGUUUUCCACUACAGCUGGCUGUGUCAGCAUUUGUUGCCUUUGUGGCAAUAUAUCAUACGGCAUUGUUGUUAGUUGUCCUGGUCGUCCCCACUCUCCACAUUGUUCGUGCUGGUAUUGAUGAAAACAUCGCUUUCUUGUUACUGGGGUUUGGGAUCAUCCUAUCAGAUGACAGGAUGGAGGUUGUCAAGAUUGUGACUUUCUACACUUGGUUGCUGGAAGUAUGCUACCUCUGUGCGAUGACCCUGUCCUGUUUGGUCAGUCUUGUUAUGCUCAUGAGGUCCAUGGUUCUCCACAGGUCAAACUUGAGAGGGCUGUACAAAGGAGACAUUUACAACAUUUAUAACAGCCAGAAGACCAUCUGUCCAUCCAAACCUGGAGUUGUCUGUUGGAUGGGUUUGACAGGAUACCAGGCUGCAAUCGUCUGCUUCGGAAUGGCCAUUCAGACUAUUGUGUUUUUCAUCUGCUUUUUGUUCUUGGUGUUUUUGAUCAUUAUCCCUAUUUUUUAUGGCCGUAACAUCAUUGUCUUUGAAAUCGCAGGAAAGGCUUGGCCAGCCUGGGUCACACUGAUACUGGCGACAGUGCUUCAACAUGUGAUUGCUAAGUUUGCUUUUAUCAAAAAGGAAGCUGGAACAAGAGACCUAAAGAACAGAGAGAGUCUGUUCCUCCUGACGUACCUGCUCUUCCUCAUCAACACCGUGGUGGGACUGGUAGUUGCAAUAUGGAGAAUGGUGAUAACAGCUUUGUACAACAUCAUCCAUCUUGGUCGUAUUGACAUCAGUCUGCUGCACCGCACUUCAGAGUCCUAUGACCCAGCCUACCGAUACUAUACCCACUUCUUGAAGGUGGAGGUCAGCCAGUCACACCCAGUGAUGAAAGCUUUCUGUGGGCUGCUGCUGGACAUGAUGGUUGAGUGCGGCAGAGCUGGGCAGAAAAUACAAGACGCAGAGGAAGGGAUUCAGGAGAACAGACCAAACAAGGCGACCAGCAGGCGGAUGAUUCGUGCUCGCUGGCAGUUGCUGUACACGCUGGUCAACAACCCAUCCCUGCUGGGCUCCAGGAAGCACUUCCAGACACUGCACACCUCAGAGAGUGUUCUGAACGGCACCCCCAACCGCAGCUCCAAGAAGGGCAGCAAGAAAGAGGCUGCCAAGCCAGCGGCCGAGCCUGACCAGUCCACUGAGACCCCAACAAAUCAAGAUAAAACUGACUGAGAUUCCUAGGGUUGGUAGUUUACUCCAAACAAUGCAUUUGAUGUAGCUUCAGAUCCGCAGAAACAUGUUGGGGUCAGUUCAGGGCAAGAAAUAAAUCUAGUUACACUUGUAUUAAAAACAUGGUCUGCAACCAAUCACAUUUGUGUUGCACAGUUGCAGGUGACACUGUAUUUUGGAUGUUAUUUUUCAUUAUUUUUAUUUUCAAGUUUGACUAACCCACCUACACACACUGACAAGAAGUUCAGUAUUGAAUGAAUCUGCAUUUCUUUAUAAAGUUAAAGUUUUUUCAAUGAUUGUUUUGCGAAUGGCAGCUGUGGUGUGGUUAAGGUUAGGGAACGAUUGUGGCUAACAACUGAGAUAUGGUUAUAGUUAGGCAACUAAAACAUCUGGUUACUGUUAAAGCAAGACUGUGAUUGUGACACUGGGCUCAGUCUGCCAAAUGCAGAGCUGUUUCUUGGUUGCAAACCUGCCAUUUUGUUUUUGUGUGUGAACUCAUCCAGUGUAAUCUUGUUUGGAGUAUACUGUCACUCUGUCACACUGACACAAUGUUUUGUUUUUACAUGGCCCAGCUGGUGGAGCUAGAAUAAACUAAAUCGUCAGUCA
Messenger RNA from Lates calcarifer (barramundi perch), 2652 nucleotides. Its product is annotated as receptor for retinol uptake stra6. The transcript is spliced from 17 exons. The coding region runs from base 16 to 2049 and encodes 677 amino acids. Lineage: Eukaryota; Metazoa; Chordata; Actinopteri; Centropomidae. The record is from RefSeq and is a predicted model, not a curated record. Gene Ontology annotation, cellular component: plasma membrane. Gene Ontology annotation, molecular function: retinol transmembrane transporter activity; signaling receptor activity. Gene Ontology annotation, biological process: vitamin A import into cell.